AUGGCCGCCAAGGGCCCCAAGCAGACUCCUGAGGAGGCCGCUGCUCCCCCUCCCCCCGAAAUCUCCGUCGACUCCACCGCCUCUACCUCCUCCCUCGUCGAUGUCGACAUGCCGAGCGUACACACCGUCCCCCACGACUUCCUCGAGCAGGAGAUCCAGACAGAAACCCAGGCCGACCGCGUCGACCGCGAAGAGAAGGCCCGCGCCGAGGCCGACCUCGCCAAGAAGAAGGCCGCGUCCAAGGCCCGUAAGGCCGACUCGUGGCUCAAGCGCCAGUUCUCCUCCCUCUCCGACGGCACCGCCAGCGCCCUCGUCGUCUCCAACCUCGUCGGUGUUGUCGGCCUCAGCGCCUUCCUAGGAUACAAGGCAUGGGGUCUCUACGAGCGCGGCCGUCUGUCGUGGCAGAGCGUCGGCCUGGGCUUGGGCAUCCUUGGUGUUGUUGGUCUUGGAGAGGGUAUCUUUGGAAGCUACCUGUACAAGACCAAGGGCAAGAAAUAG
Messenger RNA from Colletotrichum paranaense, 498 nucleotides. RefSeq lists its product as uncharacterized. The record is from RefSeq and is a predicted model, not a curated record. Lineage: Eukaryota; Fungi; Ascomycota; Sordariomycetes; Glomerellales; Glomerellaceae. The transcript has 3 exons. Gene Ontology annotation, molecular function: nascent polypeptide-associated complex binding. Bases 1 to 498 code for a protein of 165 amino acids. Gene Ontology annotation, cellular component: mitochondrial outer membrane.